UUGCAGCCGUUACCCGCCGGGACCUCCGGGGGGAAGGGUGGGGGGGUUCGGCCGGGCCUUGUACCGGGAGCCGCCGCCGCCGCGGGAGAAGCCCCGUCCCGCCCGCUCCCUCCCGGUUGUCGUUCCCUCCCACCUCCCAGGACAGGCCCGGUGUUGGCGGAGCAGCCUCCGCCGUGUCCCGGUGGGAGAGCGGCCCCGGGCGGGCCUCGCUCUCCGCUCCCCCGGGGCUGCGGAACGCGGAGGCCUUGGGCGGGCACCCCCGGGGCUGCGGAGGCGUUUCCCUAAUCGGGGACCGAGCACCGAGGCGGUGACCCGGAGGCUGAUGCAACGUUCCCAGAGCGAUAGCGUUGGGAUGCCUCACCCGGGUGAAAGGUAGAAAAGCCACGAGCAAUUAGGACGCCGCUGAAAUCCCCAUCGGCUCUUCGGAGUCUGCAGCUCCUCUGGGAGGAUGGACACCCUGAGGAACCGGACGGUGGAGGAGCUUCGGGAGCUGCAGGAUAAUGCAGAGGAGAUCGAGCGCCUGGCUCUGGAGUCGCAGGAGGUUCAGGAGCUGCAGCUGGAGCGGGAGAUGGCCCUGGCCGCCAACCGGAGCUUGGCCGAGCAGAACCUGAAGUUCCAGGCGCCGCUGGAGACGGGGCGCACCGACCUCUCGAACAAAUACGAAGAGCUGCAGAAGCUGGCUGAGCGGUGUAAAGAGCAAAAGGCAAAGCUGGAGAAAUUUUCGGCGGCGAUGCAUCCUCAGACUUUGCUGGAUCUCCUGCAGGUGGAAAGCCAGAAAAUCGAAGAGGAGUCUGAGAAAAUGGCCGAGAAGUUCCUGGAAGGCGAAGUGCCCCUGGAGACGUUUCUCGAGCAGUUUUCCGGCAUGAGGAAGUUGUCCCACUUGCGCCGGGUGAGAGUUGAAAAGCUGCAGGAGAUCCUGAGGAAGUUGGAAGCGUCGCAGGAACCCGGCAGGGACUCUCAGCCGCAGCUGCCUCCUCACGUACCUGGGCCCGUGGAACCCCCAAAGCCUUCGGGGGCUCCUUCCUUCCCGUUGCCCUACAGCCCAGCCCCGAGCGUGCCGGUGGGCCCCACGGCCCACGGAGCUCUGCCUCCCGCUCCUUUCUCUGGCUCCCCGGUCACCGUGGGACACGUUGCAUCCUCUCAGCCCAGCACCCAGCCCACGUAUCCGUGUCCGUAUCCUCCAGGUCCCGGACACCCGCCGGCUCAGGCUGCCGAUUCCGCACCGGGGUAUCCCAAACCCCCCUCGGGAGUCUCGGCUCCAGGCUAUUCCUGGUCUCCAUCCAGGGGUCCGCCUCAGCCCCCACCGUUUGCCGGCUCUCGCCCUUCUCCUCCGCCCCCCAGACCCGGGUACCCUCCCUACUUCCCCCCCGCGACAGGGAGACCGCAGUGCCCCUACCCGACCCAACCCCCUCUCCCGAAUUUCCCGAUCCCCCCGCAGCCUCCCUAUCCUCCUGGACACCCCCCGCCCUUUGGAUACCCCCCGCCACCGAACCCUCAGCGCCCCGCUUGGCCUGGCUACUAAAUCGGGACUCCUGGGGGAGCGUCUCCUGAUGCUCCCACCUCUUUUUUUUUGUGCACUGAGGAAGAAGAGCGACUCGAGAGAAUUGCUCUUCGCCCCAUCGGUGCGAAAGCAUUACGCAGGAGAAGGGACAGUAGCGGCUCCGGGGAUUCGGGGAGGGGGGGGCGGCUUCGGGCAGGCUGACUCUGCCCCCGCGAGCUGCUACUCGGUGACGAUGGCUGGUGGGCUGAAUUGUUGGCUUCCAAAUGGGCUCGUCCGGGCUCCGGUGUGAAAGCCAAGUCGUCUAGGUACCGAGGAACGCUGCGCACUGACUGCAGCCCCCCUCCUCCACGCCCCGAGACACUCCCCCCAGCCCCCCGCCAUCGUCUGCGCGUGGGUGAGCGGGAGAGACCGCACCGCGUGUGCCUCUCGUUUGCUGGGCGCGUAACGGGUAUGUCGUCUCCUCAUUCUAAGCCUUUGCACAGGUCUUCCAAAAGACGCGCUGGGGAUCCCUGACGGUAUUUCUGACGCAAAAAUACUCCUUUGCUUUCCCAAGGGCUUUCCUGGAAGCCAGAGGCGGAGCCAGCCCGUCUCCCCCCGCCCCCCCCCCGGGUGGUUUGGGACUGAUGGCGGCCAGCUCGCCCUUUGGCUGGGCCAGGCUUUGAGAUCCAGCCGUGAUUUUACGUUGGGGAGGGAUAACUCCCCCAACCAGCUCUUCUGGAGCCCUUCCCAGCCCGUCAGGCUCCCCCCGGCGCUGCCAGGACCGGUGGAGAGGUACCAAAGCAGCGGCUCUUCCCAGUUCUGUUAUUUUUGGGUGCUUCCAGCUCACCGGAGAGCAAAAAACCACUCUCGCUGCUGCGUCUGUCCAGCACAGGAGCCUUUCCCAGCCCGUGCGUUGCCUCACGGUGGGCUCCGGUAGCUCCCCAGAGUUCAACGCCUGGAUAUUAUCUGUGUUUUUGAAGUAAAAUAGAGUGACGCGACGUCUCGGGCUGCUGCUGCUUUUGGGGGAAGGAAUCUCUCGGGUGACCGGAGCGGGAAUCGACGACUCCUGCCCAGCUCUGGGAAAACGCUGGGGCUCCUGGAUCCCCGGCCUCUCCCGCAGCACCCAGGGGAACGGGGCGGGGGGGAGGAAGGGGGGGAGCUUUAGGGUGCUGCGGGCUCCCCCUUCUCAGGAAACACUAGAUAACGGAGGGAGCGACAAGUUAACGGUACCGGGAUUUGCUUUGCUCGGCACUUUAUCCUUCGAGUCCUGCCUGUUAUCCCCGUUAAGUUAUUUAUAAGGAAAGAUUUACUAAUGGACUAGAACGAGGCAAACGCUUGUGGGCCUGGACGGAAGCGAUUCCCUGUCUGUGGUUAAUUACAGUAAUAAAAUUUGAUGAACUGCA
This is a messenger RNA of Chroicocephalus ridibundus (black-headed gull), 2883 nucleotides long. It is a transcript of the gene VPS37C, whose product is annotated as VPS37C subunit of ESCRT-I. Gene Ontology annotation, biological process: ubiquitin-dependent protein catabolic process via the multivesicular body sorting pathway; protein targeting to membrane; protein targeting to vacuole. The transcript is spliced from 6 exons. Gene Ontology annotation, cellular component: ESCRT I complex. Lineage: Eukaryota; Metazoa; Chordata; Aves; Charadriiformes; Laridae. The record is from RefSeq and is a predicted model, not a curated record. Bases 449 to 1522 code for a protein of 357 amino acids.